This is a messenger RNA of Thyridium curvatum, 537 nucleotides long. RefSeq lists its product as uncharacterized. The record is from RefSeq and is a predicted model, not a curated record. NCBI's taxonomy places the organism in Eukaryota, Fungi, Ascomycota, Sordariomycetes, Thyridiales, Thyridiaceae. Bases 1 to 537 code for a protein of 178 amino acids. The transcript has a single exon.
AUGCAGGCCAUCGCCGCCCCUCGAUUCCUCCUCCUCGCCGUGAUCCUCCUCACCUGGUCGAUCACGGCCAACGCCGCGGCCGCAGCUGGCCUCGCCCCGCGCAUCCCAGAGCCGCUGACCAUGGUCGCCGCCGACGGAAAGCUCUUCACAGACCCCGCCGCCGACAGCGGCGCCGCAAAGCCAACCACGCUGCAGCCGCCGUCCGCACCAUUCGAGGCGGCGGCAGCAAGCCGCGAGACCGAGGCUCCUCCCCCAUCGGGCCCGGCCGACCCCACCGCCGCAGGACCCCCACCAGCGGACCCGGCCAUCACACCGGCGCCGGCCACGGUGGACAUGCUGGACCAGGCGGGCAACAACUUCAUCCAGACGACCUACUACACCUGCGUCACCGUGGGCAGCUACUCCCACUGCGGAUGGCACGAGCCCAUCCUGGACGCGUCGAGCGGUGCCGAUGCCGGCCAGGUGUGCGUUUGGCACAAGGCCGCGCUAGCGGUAAUCGCCACGGUGGUGAUUAUUGCCUUCGACAUCAUGCGGUAG